This is a messenger RNA of Camellia sinensis, 426 nucleotides long. NCBI's taxonomy places the organism in Eukaryota, Viridiplantae, Streptophyta, Magnoliopsida, Ericales, Theaceae. The record is from RefSeq and is a predicted model, not a curated record.
AUGGAGCAAGCCAGAAAUGGAGGAUGGAUUCUGGUAGUCAGUCAGUGGAAAGGUAGUAAAGGGCAAGGCAAGGAGGCAAUGCAUGGUCUUCAUAGUGUCUUUGUGGACAAUAUUCCGUUAAAAAUGGAUGUUAAAUCUCUCUUCAAGCUCUUCACAAAGUUUGGUAUAGUGAAGGAUGUUUUCAUUCCUUUUAAAAGAAGGAAAGUGUCAAACUCUAGAUUCGGAUUUGUAAGAUACGACUGCUAUGUAGCAUCAGAUAUAGCCAUUCAAAAAGCUAAUGGUCUUCUGGUGGAUGACAAGGUUCUAGUUGUCAAAAAUGCCACUUUUGAUAGAAGAAGCAGAAAGGAACAUAGCAGAAAAACACCUCUGUUCAUCAGGAAAACUCAGCACAUCAGAAUAGAUGGAGUAGCCAACAGAUUCAUGUGA